Molecule: messenger RNA, 7198 nt
Organism: Folsomia candida
Lineage: Eukaryota; Metazoa; Arthropoda; Collembola; Entomobryomorpha; Isotomidae
Gene: Smr
Exons: 24
Coding region: 1013-6793 (1926 amino acids)
Biological process (GO): regulation of transcription by RNA polymerase II
Source: RefSeq, a predicted model, not a curated record
UUUUGGUCGACGUCGCCCUGUGGUCGUCGCUGUUUUGGCGUCGUCGUCGUCAAGUUUCAUUAUUUCCCUCUGGGUGCAACAACACGUAAAAAAAUUGUUCUUCUCGCUAGCGUUUUUUUUGUUGGCCAAGUCUGCUAUAAACGUUGCUGCUGUGGCCGAGGAGGAUCAAUCUAAUCGUGGUGUGGAAGUUAAUAGCUGAAUUUUGGGGGCAAGUUGAAAUUGGCACUUGAGCUUGGGCCGUUCUCUGGUGGCUCCCCUCGUACCGCAGGUUGGACUCGCCUCUCGCCGUGCGAUGAGGGGAGAGCGGAGAGUGUGGCGAGGGGCGUCCGGCUCCCAGUCUCACCAACCUUCCUCACCUCACCCGACUUGGACCCUGGCAAAACCCACACAACACAAUUCAUUCUAGCUACGAAAGCAGCAAAAUGUAUGUCUCUCAACCUCCAUCCCAGUCUGCGAUUCGGCUCUCUCAACGGACGGAGAACGAAGAUCGGUGAGGCAACGCUUCCCUUUUCCAUGGAAGAACUGCCCCCACCACGUUAACAAAGUUGACCUUGUCGUAUGAGGGGGUGUCAAAGUUCACAUGUACGUUGGCAUAUGUAACGGGAGGUAUUCACAUACCACCAGGACGCAGGUCUUGAGAGACAUAACUACUCUUUGUAAAGAGGAGAUCCGCUUAAAGAGCGUUCAUUUAAACAGAAAUAAAAUUGUGCGUGUCAUAAUCGCUGACUUGCUCGUUUCCUUUGUACGCCUCGAUUUAAACCGAAGGUUUACAUCUUUAGCAACCAGGAUAUAAGUGUUGCGGGGUGGUGUCGCCAUACGUUGCGGAGGAGGCACACCCCCUACACCCACUCCCCAGGGGAUGGUGGUGGUAGUGCGGUGGUGAUAAGUGGUGGUGGUGGUUGGUGGCGAGUGUGGUGCCGACGUGUUGUCGUCGACGACAACGACGACGCGGAGGAGGGGGAAAUAAUUCUACUGCAGAGCUCAUCCCCAUCAUCGCUCCUCCCGCACCAACAUGUACGCCAACGCGGCGGCGGCAAAUGAACAUGGGCGCUAUUUGGCGUACCAAACCUCGCAGCCCCCCACGAACGCUCCCUCGAACGUUUUUCGGAGUGCGGAAGAGAGGGGUGCAGGACCGAAUAGUCGGCAGCGGAUGUCACUCCUCCCUCCACCGUCACAAAACCAGCAGGGGGAGUACAACAUGGGACACGGAUCCUCCCCUCUCACCCCCAGGAACGAGAGGCAGGCCCAACAAAUGGGAUCAUCUCACUACGGUGGGGACGGCGGAAUGAUGAAGCUGCCUAUGAGCGAAAGUCCUCCGUGCAAGAAACCCAGGCUUGGAGAUUCCAAACCGGAUAUGCACAUGCCACUGAGGAUUGAUACUGACAGAGCGAGAAGUGGGCCUGCGUAUAACCCACAGGUCGAAGCGAUAAGCCCAACUCUGCCGUCCGAGUCAAUUAGGGAUGAGUCACCGUUAAGAUCCACAAAGGAAGAUUUAUUACUAAAUAUUGCUCGAGUGGAUCGAGAAAUAGCCAAAACAGAAAGUCAAAUCGCAAAAUUGAAAAAGAAAAAAAUUGAACUCGAAGAAGCUGCUACUCAACCACAGAAGGAGAAAGAGGAAGCCAGUUGUGCAUCCGACUCUAUUAUUCAAUCCUUACCUCAAAGCAUUUACGCCGAAAAUAGAAAAAAAGCUGCCGAGGCUCAUCACAGCUUGGUUAAAUUAGGUCCUCACAAUGAUCUCCCAUUAUAUAAUCAGCCAUCCGAUACGCCGGUGUAUCAGGAGAAUUCGGCGAAAUACAACGAAUUCAAGUCCAGGCUAGUGUUGCAUUUCAAAUCAAAACAAAAGGAAAAAGAGAAACGUGAUACCUAUUUGACCAAAACAUACGCCCAGCUGUCCAUUGAAUGGGUGCGAAAUGUGGAAAGGAUCGAAAAUACACCGAAAAAGAAAGCACAAGAAACCAAAAAGCGAGAGCUAUUUGAAAAAGUAUUUCCCGAAUUGCGCAAACAACGCGAGGACAAGGAACGCUUCUCGCGUGUCUCCAGAAUUAAGUCUGAUGCAGAUUUAGAAGAAAUUAUGGAUGGCCUCCAUGAGCAAGAAAUGGAAGAUAAGAAAAUGCGAAGUUAUGCUGUGAUCCCACCUGCUUUAUUUGACUUGAAAACUAGGAGUAGGCGUUUUAAGAAUACUAACGGGUUAAUGGAAGACCCAAUGCAGGAAUACAAAGAUAAACAAUUUUUAAAUUUGUGGACUGAUCAAGAAAAGGAGAUAUUUAAGGAAAAGUAUCUCCAGCAUCCCAAAAAUUUUGGAAUAAUCAAAUCCUACCUGGACCGGAAGUGUAUCCCAGAUUGUGUGCUCUAUUACUACCUAAGCAAGAAAACUGAAAAUUAUAGGCAGUUGCUUCGAAAGAGCCGAGCAAGACCAAGAACUAGAAAUCAGAACUCGCAAAACAACACGAAUAACUCAUCAAACAAUCAAGUGCCAACUGUUGUAAAAACUGAAAACAAUGGGGUCACUACGCGUCAACAAAAAGAACAGAAAACUGAACCAUCACAAAAUGUGUCUUCGUCUGUUCCUUGUUCCCAAGGAAGUAGUACUACCGAUGGACUGAACGCUACGUCAUCAUCUCCGACAAUCGUAAUGCCAAUAGUUAGCGAAGAAAAUAAUGCCAACAACAACAACAAUAUUAGUAACAACAAUAACAAUAAUUCCUCACAACAGUCUCCCCCAAAUGAUCAAUUCGUUGGACAACCUCGAAAAAAUCAUAAGGAUGAGGCUAAGGAGAUGAACGACGUGGACACCUCCGACGACGACAUGGAACCAAAUGGUGAAAAGGGUGGUCCGCAUACUUGUGUAUGUUGUAAAACGCAAGUAGAAAACUUCCUUCAGUCCAGACCAAUUUCAAGAAAUCAAGCGUCAAUGUAUGGAUUGAAUGAGAUUGAUAUACAGCCCUCAGAUCGUGUCUGCAUUUCAUGCCGUUGCAAAGCAGUCCGAAGACGAACAAAAUCAUCACAAUGCCCGAUCCCCACCUGUCCAGCGAAACGUGCAAGAAUAAAACGGUUGAGACCAUUUCCACCAAAAUGGACCGAACUGGAUGACUAUAGACGCUCCGCCAUUAUCGCUAAAUAUCAAAUACCAGAAAACUGCACAAAAUGUUGUACGGCGUGUUUCAACCGAAUCAACAGGCGAAUGGCACCCAACGCUAGUUUGGAUACUCCAGAUGAUCCUGGCUGUGAUACCACUCGCUGGAGUGAUGAGGAAAUUGAGUGGAUGAAAAAGGGCCUUUCAGAGGUUGGAACGGAUUGGGUGAAACUAUCCGAAAGAAUUCCAUCAAAAUCUGAGCUUCAGUGUAGAAAUUUUUACUUCAACUUUCGGAAGAAGUUCGGCCUAGAGUCUCUCGUGCAAGAGCACAAAAAGGACUUUUCCCUAUUUCAGAGCAAGGGUGGGCAUGGUCCUCCCACGCUGACAGAUGAAGAAGAGUCUGGGUCUACCACUUCCAGCUGUGAUGAAACCGGUGCAACUUCCCAUGAACAACCACCUCGUCCGUCCAACAUUAACGAAAAGAAACAAGAUGACUACGACUCUUCUGCCACUGUGAGUGCUGAGGAAGGAAUUGCCGAACCUGAUAAACCCAAUUCCCAUGAAGACAUCAAAGUGUUUCCCAAUAACCCUGAGAGUCCCCUCUCCCUCACCAUCCGAGCAAGCAUGAACAACCAAAGUCCAUUCGCCCCCUCUUCUCAUAGCAGUAACAACAAGCCAAUGAAUCUGAACCCAUCCCCACAUUCUAUUGUCUCAGGACAACAUGGAAUUCGCUCGGCCAGUCCUGGUCAAGGGCCGCACGUACCUACAGUGUCGAUUACCCCAAGGCAUCCCCAUUCUUCAGUAAUGCAUCAUACCCAAAUUACUAGUUCUCCAAGUCAUCAUCAAUUCCCACCUCAAAAUUUUCCUCUUCAUAUGCAGUCAAACGUGGUGCAUCCGGGGUUGGGACCAAGCUCAAUGAGUGGCGUUCCACAUCACAUGUCAUCCCACCAAGGAUCUCGGAGAUAUCCUAGUCCAGACAAUAGUGAUCAGGAACCAAUGACAUUAAAAGUAAACGAUAUACUUCACGCAACAAUUGAACGCCAGUUGCGCAUACAGGGACCUAUAAGCAACAAUAACUCGGUACGUUUUACCCAUCCCGGUCCUAGCGUUUCUCCAACUAUAACAUCAAUAUUAAAAAGUCAAGAUCGAAGUCACUUACCUCCGCCAGGGACGCAGCAGAUAAUGACUCAAAUACAUCAUAGUUCACAGCAAAAACAGCAACAACAGCAGAAUGAACAACCCCAACAUCACCCUCAGUUGACAGUGACCCCGAGCAUAUUCCCUCAUCAACACCCAUCAUACUAUGGUCCCACCAAAGUUGAACGAAUAUCUCAACAUCACAUAACUCACGAUGGCUUAUCUCUAAUCCAAGUUCCUCCUAGAGAUGAAUGUGGUACGUUGGAUUUGAGUAUGAAAAAGCGGUCUCCAUCCCCUCACAUGACGGUUCAUCGUCCCCCUUCAAACGGGCCUCCACCAGCUCAUCAACCUUUGGACUUUACUCCUCGGCAGCAGCCCAUAAAUGACAUUUAUUUCCAACAAGGAAACAAGUUUUCUCCGAUUAGAGGAAGGCCAGGACCACUUCCACCACCGCCGGCGAAACAAUCAAAAGUGCCUCCGCCACCUCCACUAACCAAACAACCUAGUUUAUCCCCGAUGAAGGAUGGAUCAAUUACUCAUGGAACCCCACUGCAUCAUCCUCAAUCAAUUUCAUCCAAGUACGAAGGGUUGCUGCGUCCGAAGGAGGGGUCAAUUACUCAAGGGACGCCAAUGGAGAAAAUGAGAGGAAAGGAAGGUGUUCCUGCAGCAUAUGUCUCAUUCGAUAGAUCAGCGGAUUACUAUAAAAGAGUUCCGCCAAAUGCUCCAUACUUUCAUGGGUCUCAAAACCAAUUUUAUGGUCAAAGGCCACCAUCGACUGGUCAACGUAGUUCGCCCCCCACGAGUCAUCAACAACAACAACAACAGCAACAACAACAACAUCCAUCAAAUUAUUCAACAGAUCAGCAUAACACUUCCCGACAGAUUAUCAUAAAUGAUUAUUAUACGUCACAACAAAUGCAAAAUCCUCCAGUUCAACAAAAUCCUCACAUUUCACAAAACUCUAUUGGACAACAACAACAGCAACGGAUAGAUCCGUCAAAACGGAAUUCGGUUCCUACCAUGUCAAUUUCCAGUCCCAAUCCAAUGUAUUCUGUUCAAUCUCGACCAGAUAUGUAUCGACAGUCCCCUUCCCCGUCUUGUCCUCCACACCAACAACAACGACAAGGAGUCAUACAGAGGGCAAACGCAAACCGGGUUGUGAAAGUCGAACCUGGCCAAAACCACGAUGCAUUUUCUAGACUUGUGGAUGUAGCCGUAAAUGCUCCAAGUUUACCUGUUCCUAAGGAGGAACCCCGUAAUCGAGUUAAUCUCCCACGAGUGGACAUGGUGAGGGAAGGACUUGGUAAAAGCAUGGCAGAAAUAGAGCGUAAUCGCAACACCGGACCUCCUCCCCAGCAGAUGCAGCAACAACAGCAGAUGCAGAAUAGCAUGUACAGGAAUCCAAAUAUUUCCUUGACACAAUCGGGGGUAUUAUCCGAGGCAGUCAGAUCGGAAAGAAUGAGACUAGAACAGGAGGCGAGAUACGGUCGUGGAAAUGAAGGACAGGACGCCACUCUCACCGCUGCUUCAUUGAUUGACGCCAUUAUUACUCAUCAAAUAAACCAACCUUCUCCCAACGAUCGUCAGUCUCCUGCCCCUUCAAAGUCAGACCGUUUGUUUGCAUCCUUUCAACGAGCUUCCUCUCAACCACAACAGCAGCAGCAACAACAACAUACCAAUUCCCCUAUGCAUAAUGCUCAUCAACAACAACAGCAGCAACAACACCACCAGCACCAACAGCAACGACAUCAACAGCAACAACAACAUAACCCAGUGCACCUCUCGAACAUGCAACAACACAUGGAUGAGAAAAUGGAAGACAACAACCGUGGAAUGAACCACAAAAAUUCUCCAGGUCUCAAUGUCUUGGAACAUAUUAACUUGGUUAUAUCCAACGACUAUAAUUCGGGGAAAAAUUCCAGUGGGCCACCGAUGGGUUCAGUAGAUGUAUCUUCUCACCUUCCGCCACAAUCCUCCCAUUCAUCCUCCUCCAUCUCGGUCAUGCCCAGUCAGUCUCCAAAAAAGGAAGAUCUUCAAGGUCAAGGCUAUCUAAGUUGGAAAUUACGACGGGCUCUCCAACGAGAAAAUGAAAUGCCAAAGGAAAACCACCCAGAUGAACGUCACAUAAUAAGAGUAGCUCAAAAUGAGGACAGUGGUAGUAGUCGACCGUCGUCCAGACCUCCAUCCCAUCCUACCUCAAUUCAUGAAUCUAAUGAGAAUGGGAGCGAUGAAUUAAAUGUACCUGCAACCUCUUCUGCCUCGGGAAACCACAGUGGCCCCCCAACCGAUGACAGAUUUAGUGGGAAACCCGGCUCAAAGAAUAUUUCGCCUCUAGAUUAUGUCAACAAUUUAAUCAAGGUCAGGAUGAGGAAGGAAAAUGCUGAGGACAAAGAAGACGAGAAACAACAACAAAAGGUUAAUCAUGAAGGGGGUGGGUCCUCCUCAUCCAACUUGUCAAAUCUUCACCAUUCUUCCUCCAUCCACUCGUCCGGACCUCCCACAUCCUCCUCCAGUCAACUCAAUAAUGACGAAAAUUUUCAGAGCAACUCUGCCCUCAAUGACGACCCUUCCUCAAGCUCCUAAAAUAAACCAUAUACAUAAUAAAUGUAUGCAUAAUACGUAAAAUAUAUAUUAUUGUGAUUAUUAUUAUUAUUAGCCUGAAGAAGAAGAUAAUCAAUUGCGUAAGAUUAGUUUCCGUACCCAGCUAUCACAUUAAAACAUGAAUAUAUAUUAUAUUAUAUUAUAUUAUAUUAUAUUAUAGUAUAGUAUUUCUGACUUAUUAUUAUCGUUAUUAUUUCCUUAAUGUUUAAUUAAUCAUCGUCAUGAUAUACUACUGACUAAUUAUGUUGACUCGAUUUCAUAUACAGCUAUAUAUAUAUAUAUAUCUAUCUAUUUCUUAAGCGAUUUCGUAAGUAUACAUACAUAUAUUCAUUGUUAUUGUUAAAAAUUCGUACCAUCGGAAAUAAAAAGUGGGAUAUAAAAACGAAA